CGCGAUCCUCACACGGGCCGGUUUUCUCGCAGGACGGAGCGGGAUGCCUCCAACUGGUCCACAGAGCGGCUGAAAACUCUCCUCCUGCCUGUCAGGGUGGAGGGUGAGGAAGGGGCUUGUGAGGUGACAGAAGUGAGCAAACUGGAUGGGGAGGCCUCCAUUAACAACCGCAAAGGGAAGCUUAUCUUCUUCUAUGAGUGGGCUAUCAAGCUGGCAUGGACUGGCACCUCAAAAACCGGGGUGAAAUACAAAGGUUAUGUGGAGAUUCCUAAUCUCUCAGAUGAAAAUGACAUCGAUGAAGUGGAGAUCCAUGUCAGCCUUGCUAAAGAUGAGCCUGACACUAACUUGAAGAUGCUGAUGAAGCAAGAGGGUGCAAAAAAAAUUAGAGAUGCAAUAAAAACUUACAUCAGCACUCUCAAAACAGAAUUCACCCAGGGCAUGAUUUUGCCCACAGUGAAUGGUGAACAUAUGGAAACAGCACCUCAGGUGGCUCCUAAAGCAGAAGACCGCAAGACGGCGGCUAGCAGCAGUACUGCCACAUCACAGUCCAAAUCCAUAGGAGUCAAGAUCCCUACAUGUAAGAUCAGCUUGAAGGACACCUUCUUAACAUCUCCUGAGGAGCUCUACCGGGUAUUUGUUACUCAGGAGAUGGUCCAAGCUUUCACCCAUGCACAAGCUGCCUUGGAGGCUGAUAAAGGAGGGAAGUUUCAGCUGCUGGAUGGCAGUGUCACAGGAGAGUUUGUUGACCUAGUCCCUGAGAAGCAACUUGUUAUGAAAUGGAGAUUUAAAUCUUGGCCAGCUGGGCACUUUGCAACAAUUACCUUGAACUUCACUGACAAAGGUGGCGAGACGGAGGUGUGCUUGGAAGGCAAGGGCAUUCAAAGAACAAAGCAAGGCUGGCAGCGCUACUACUUUGAGGGCAUUAAACAGACAUUUGGCUAUGGUGCCCGCUUGUUUUAAUACCAGUUGCUGGGAAGGCUCUGCCUGAAGACUCUGCCACGUGGACUGAUAAAUUUUUCACCUGUCCUUUUCUAGUCUUGGCCCUGCUGCUGAGUAAAGUGGGAUGACAGGUGAUGAGGAAGGCCAUUGAGCAGCACCACUUUCAGUCCCUCACUGCUUUGUGCAUGUCUCGUGCUGCAGAGGAUUCUCUUACAUGUACAUACUUCUAUUGCUAAAUAAACCUAACUUAAAAAAAAACA
Pterocles gutturalis (yellow-throated sandgrouse) is the source of this 1199-nucleotide messenger RNA. RefSeq names its product AHA1, activator of heat shock 90kDa protein ATPase homolog 1 (yeast) (gene AHSA1). The annotation marks the transcript as partial. The record is from RefSeq and is a predicted model, not a curated record. The transcript is spliced from 8 exons. Gene Ontology annotation, cellular component: cytosol. Gene Ontology annotation, molecular function: protein-folding chaperone binding; ATPase activator activity. Gene Ontology annotation, biological process: positive regulation of ATP-dependent activity; protein folding. NCBI's taxonomy places the organism in Eukaryota, Metazoa, Chordata, Aves, Pterocliformes, Pteroclidae.